Molecule: messenger RNA, 753 nt
Organism: Xenia sp. Carnegie-2017
Lineage: Eukaryota; Metazoa; Cnidaria; Anthozoa; Malacalcyonacea; Xeniidae
Product: small nuclear ribonucleoprotein Sm D1-like
Exons: 4
Coding region: 100-462 (120 amino acids)
Biological process (GO): spliceosomal snRNP assembly; RNA processing
Cellular component (GO): catalytic step 2 spliceosome; U1 snRNP; U5 snRNP
Molecular function (GO): RNA binding
Source: RefSeq, a predicted model, not a curated record
CGCGCGAACGUUCAUGUUACGUUUAUGUGCAGUGUAUAAUUCAGAUUAUAAUUUUUAUACUUGGAAUCCUUCAACAAAGAAGGCAUCCUAUUAUUUGAAAUGAAACUUGUACAGUUUUUAAUGAAACUUAGUCAUGAAACAGUGACCAUAGAGUUAAAGAAUGGCACGGUUAUACACGGUACAAUUGCAGGUGUUGACAUGAGUAUGAACACUCACUUGAAAACUGUUAAAAUGACAAUCAAAAACAAAGAUCCAGUUCAACUAGACAGUUUAAGCAUUCGUGGUAACAAUAUACGUUAUUAUAUCUUGCCUGAGAGUCUACCGCUUGACACAUUAUUGGUUGAGGAGCCACCACGAGCCAAAGGAAGGAAACGUGAAGCCAUGGCAUUAGGUCGUGGCCGAGGACGAGGUAGAGGACGGGGAAGAGGAGGUCCUAGAGGAAGAGGUCGUGGACGUAGAUAGGAUGUGGAGUAAAAACAGUAGUAUUGUUAAAUAUUCAUAAAUGUUCCACUGUACACAAUGACUCAACCCAAAAACAUAGCAUUUUGCAACAACAACAUGAAAGGACCUAGGACAUUUUGUUUUUGUGUAAUAUAUCAGGUUCAACUUAAACUUUUCAUACACUGAAUAGGUUGACAUUGUGAUGUAGAAACUAAUUCAGUGUGUUUUUAUUAUAAUAUUUUCUGUUUAUUUCAUUGUGAGAAGAUCUCUGUCAGUGUAUUAUUAAAAUAAUUUUCAUAGUGCAACAUAAAA